Molecule: messenger RNA, 1104 nt
Organism: Achroia grisella
Lineage: Eukaryota; Metazoa; Arthropoda; Insecta; Lepidoptera; Pyralidae
Gene: Osi12
Exons: 3
Coding region: 8-721 (237 amino acids)
Source: RefSeq, a predicted model, not a curated record
GUUCACUAUGUUUAUUAAAGUGUUAUUGUUCUCUGUCUUAUGCACUAUGGUGCAUUCAGGCACGUCAAGAGAGGAUCUUGGAAUGAGGUACAUCACCAGGCUGUACGAGGAUUGUGUACAUUCAGAUGGAGUCGUUCCUUGUUUGAAGAAGAAGGCUAUACUAUUCUUUGAUAGAGCCGCCAGAUUAGAAGCGAUACCCGUUAUCGAUGGUGUUGAUAUUGUUAAGAGUUCCGAAACAGAAACAGUUUCGAUCAGUGAGAACGAUAUUGACUCGAAUCUGCCAAGAAAUUUGAAUGAUAAGAAUGAAGCUUUGACUGAUAUGUUAUGGGACAGGAUUGCCUCUUUUGCUAACUCUAGGACUAUUCAAUUAUCUCUGCCAAAGAUUACCGGACAGGAUCUCAAUAAAGGAGUUGAAGAAGGUCGAGGAAAGAUGAAGAAAAUGAUGGGCAUGAUGAUGAUGGGAGCCAGUAUGAAAUUAGCAGCAAUGGUUCCAUUAGCUAUUGCAGGACUUUUCGCGUUAGCUGGGAAAGCAUUAAUUGUAUCCAAGAUCGCACUACUUCUGUCAGGCAUCAUCGCUUUGAAGAAGCUUAUGGCACAGAAGAGUGGUGGAGGUCAUGAGAGCCACGGAUGGUCAUCAGGUGGUGGUGGUGGUGGUGGAUGGGACCGUAGAGCCUACAAAGACGGCUCAAACCUAGCUUAUUCCGCUUACAAACAAGAGUAAACUUACGUAAGCCAGACUUAAGUAGAAAAAUUUAUAUGGAGUCCUCAUUUUUAUAUUUUCUUUUUUUUUUGUGAUUUUACCCACCUUUCAGUUAUGACGACUAGCAGUUUUUUUUCUAUGUGUAUUGAUGUUUAGAGGAAAUACUAAUUAAUAGUAAAUGUGUGUAUAAUUGACCCAAAAAUGGGGUCGAUUCUUGGUACUUUUUAUUAAAAGGAAUUAUUUAUUCUAGUUUUAAGCGAUGACUGUAUUAUAGAGUAAUUUAUUUAUUAUAAUUUAUUGAGAAAUUGUGCCUAAGUGAAUACUCAUUUUAUGUUAUUUCUAAUAUGAUAUUCUUUUUUCUGUUUCUUCUUUUGUUUUCACAUUAUUUACGACAAGCCAUUUUU